This is a messenger RNA of Diabrotica virgifera virgifera (western corn rootworm), 455 nucleotides long. RefSeq names its product probable small nuclear ribonucleoprotein G (gene SNRPG). The transcript is spliced from 3 exons. Bases 128 to 358 code for a protein of 76 amino acids. Gene Ontology annotation, molecular function: RNA binding. Gene Ontology annotation, biological process: mRNA splicing, via spliceosome; spliceosomal snRNP assembly. The record is from RefSeq and is a predicted model, not a curated record. Gene Ontology annotation, cellular component: U1 snRNP; U2-type prespliceosome; U4 snRNP. NCBI's taxonomy places the organism in Eukaryota, Metazoa, Arthropoda, Insecta, Coleoptera, Chrysomelidae.
ACCUGGCAACACUGAUUCUAUUUGUAUGUUUUUAAUUAACCUCUUUCUUGAAGCUUGGAUUUUAAAGCGACAAAGCGACAAACGUUAUUUUUCGAUUUAUUCUUUGUUAAACUAGAAAACUACAAAAAUGUCAAAAGCUCACCCUCCAGAAUUAAAAAAAUACAUGGAUAAAAAAAUGUCACUGAAAUUGAAUGGUGGCCGCCAAGUUACAGGAAUUUUGCGAGGGUUUGAUCCUUUCAUGAAUUUAGUAGUCGAUGAAUCGAUCGAAGAGUGCAAAGAUGGAUCCAAGAAUAAUAUUGGGAUGGUGGUUGUUCGGGGUAACAGUAUUGUUAUGCUAGAAGCUCUGGAUCGAAUAUAAUAGAACCAACAAUUUAAUUUAAGUUAUACUACUUACAUUUUUUUUUAUAAAACUUAUGUGAUUUUGAGUAAAUAGAUGGAUAAUUUUUAGUUUUGGA